Messenger RNA from Anopheles cruzii, 972 nucleotides. RefSeq names its product calaxin-like. Bases 1 to 972 code for a protein of 323 amino acids. The transcript has 4 exons. Gene Ontology annotation, molecular function: calcium ion binding. Lineage: Eukaryota; Metazoa; Arthropoda; Insecta; Diptera; Culicidae. The record is from RefSeq and is a predicted model, not a curated record.
AUGCCGAAAAGCAUAGCCUCGACUGCCGCCGCCGGCAGCGACGGUGGCGCGGACAGCGGAAAACCCCUGUCGACGGCAAUCAACAACCAGCCGAAGGGAGGGGCAAUGAUAAUGAAAAGCGUUUCCAUUUUUCUGGCUAGUGGCAGACGAGCGUCGGCUCAAUCGAGAGAUACGGGCGGGAAAGCUAGUACCUCGCGGGGCCCGCGUCCAGUGCCAGUGAAGGAGCCGCCGAGCAAGGGCCCACGGAGCAAGAUAUCGCGCGACAACCGGCGGAUCCUCGCCAGGAUGGACGAGCUGAACGGCAAGCUGAACCCGAAGACGCUGGAGAUGUACAAGCGACGCACGCACUUUUUCAAGGUCGAGGUGGAGGCGCUAUGCAAAAUCUACCGAAAGCUGGUGGCGAACGCUAGCAUCAACUCGAAGGCCCUCGCCGUCAGCAAUCCGGGCGUGAUAGCGAAGGCGGGCUCGUCGAUGGACGGCAUCGAUCGGUCCGUCUUCCGCGAGCUACUCCACAGUACCUUCGACAUCGUGACCGAGGAGACGCUAAUGGAGCGCAUCUUCUGCGCGUGGGAGAAGGGUUACGAGGGGCUCCCGAUACGCCUCGAGGGGUGGCUGAUGGGCCUGUCUACCUUCCUCAAGGGGUCGCAGGCCGAGAAGACUGCCUUCUGCUUCCGCGUGUACGACCUGAACAGCGACGGGUUCAUCACGAAGGACGAAAUGUUCGCCCUCCUGCGCAACUGCCUCAUCAAGCAGCCCCAGGACGAAGACCCGGACGAGGGCGUUAAAGAUUUGGUCGAGAUUGCGCUCAGGAAACUCGACAUGGACAAGGAUGGCAAGAUCUCGUUUCAAGACUACCAAGAAGCAAUCGCCGAGGAGCCGUUGCUGCUGGAAGCGUUUGGACAGUGCCUACCGUCGGAUCGUGCCACGAUGUCAUUUAUGUCCACCCUACAAGCCCAGGAAGAUUCAAACUGA